Molecule: messenger RNA, 609 nt
Organism: Ochotona princeps (American pika)
Lineage: Eukaryota; Metazoa; Chordata; Mammalia; Lagomorpha; Ochotonidae
Gene: APOA2
Product: apolipoprotein A2
Exons: 3
Coding region: 186-488 (100 amino acids)
Biological process (GO): triglyceride-rich lipoprotein particle remodeling; high-density lipoprotein particle assembly; low-density lipoprotein particle remodeling
Cellular component (GO): very-low-density lipoprotein particle; blood microparticle; extracellular region
Molecular function (GO): high-density lipoprotein particle binding; lipase inhibitor activity; apolipoprotein receptor binding
Source: RefSeq, a predicted model, not a curated record
GCACGGACAGCGGCGUGAAGUGAGGUAAGGGACCAGCAUCCAGAGAAGACUGGGCUGAAAUCGUAGCGAUGGAGGGAACCGGGUAGGCACUGGGGACAAGAUCUGGGGGAGGGGCUGUGUCCUUUGGCCUCCGUGUCCCUUCUGUCUUCAGACUGCUUCUAGAGCAUCUCUGCACCAUCGCCACCAUGAAGCUACUAGCAGCGACUGUGCUGUUGCUCACCAUCUAUAGCCUUGAAGGGGCUUUGGUUCGAAGACAGGCAAGGGAACCAAAUCUGCAGAGCCUGUUCUCUCAGUACUUGGAGACCUUCGCCAGCUUUGGCAAGGACCUCAUGGAAAAGGCCAAGAGCCCAGAGCUUCAGACCCAGACCAAGGCUUCCUUUGAAAAGACACAGGAGCAGCUGACACCCUUGGUCAAGAAGGCCGGAACUGACCUCAUCAAUUUCUUCAGCAAUCUCAUGAACCUCAAAACGCAGCCCACUGCCCAGUGAGGGGUUCACAUCAUUGUCUUCCAACUCCAGUUGGCCCCUUGAACAUCCACUGGCCAGUCCCUACACCUGCCUCCCCUCCUUACUUAUCCAUGUUUCCUACAAUAAAUGAUUAAGGAGUCAA